Octopus sinensis (East Asian common octopus) is the source of this 1469-nucleotide messenger RNA. Its product is annotated as U1 small nuclear ribonucleoprotein C. The record is from RefSeq and is a predicted model, not a curated record. The transcript has 6 exons. Bases 145 to 693 code for a protein of 182 amino acids. Lineage: Eukaryota; Metazoa; Mollusca; Cephalopoda; Octopoda; Octopodidae. Gene Ontology annotation, biological process: spliceosomal snRNP assembly; mRNA 5'-splice site recognition; mRNA splicing, via spliceosome. Gene Ontology annotation, cellular component: nucleus; U1 snRNP. Gene Ontology annotation, molecular function: zinc ion binding; pre-mRNA 5'-splice site binding.
UAAUUAUAAAACAAGAGAAAUAGUUGGUGUAUUUUUAAAUUUUCUUAUUACCUUCUUUACAAAAGAGUUGUAUUUCCGGUUCCACCGGCUCUACUGAAAAAGUCAUCCUGGAGACAAUUUUUGAGGUUUUUGUCUUGAAGCAAUAUGCCGAAAUAUUAUUGUGACUAUUGUGAUACCUACUUGACACACGAUUCGCCUUCUGUGAGGAAAACCCAUUGCAACGGAAGAAAACAUAAAGAGAAUGUCCGACUUUACUAUCAGAAAUGGCUUGAGGAGCAAGUCCAAAAGUUGGUCGAUGACACCACUGCUGCAUUCAAGGCUGGAAAGAUAGCAUCCAACCCAUUUCAGAGCACUCAACAAACAACAGCUGCCAUGAUUCCACCACCCACUACAUUAGCAGGUGCAACAAAACCACCAACCACAGCUCCUCCAGCUGCCCCUGCUGCUGGUCCACCAGUUGGUGCACCUGUACCAGGAAUGUCAUUGAUGGGACCACCUCCAGGUACACAUCUACCUCCUAUGAUGCCUACUAUGACAGUUGGUAUCCGCCCCCCAAUGGGACCUCCAAUCGGACCACCUAUGGCACCAAUGAGUACGAUGGUAUCAGCCAUUCCAAUGCGACCGCCUAUUGUGGCUAGCACCACAGCUACUGUUGUUGGAGGACCUCCUCCUGGUAAAAUAGCAAGGAAGUAACACCAUUUUAGGAUUUGGGCCUGACAAAUAUGUACAUAUGUAUUUCCUGGGUUUUUUCCAUUUCAUUUUGUAUCACUCUUGCUUUCAUUCCAUAACCCUUUCUCUUUACAUCUCAUGCUCUAUUUUCCUUCAAAGUUUUUUCUUUUCCUUUAUCCAUAUUCCCUUCACCCUACCAUUUCUCUCCCCGUACUCCUCUCUCCACUAGACUCUGUCUAUCUCUUUCUCCCAUUCAGCCAGCUCUUCUCCCCAUCUCUCAUUUUUCUCUCUUCUUUUGACCACCUCCCUCUUCUCCUAUUCAUCUUCCUUUUACUAAUCACUCUCAACCACUUUCUCAGAUUCAUCUAUUGUUUUACAUACAUACAUAUAUACGUAUGUAUAGAAUCUGUGGGUAUACUGUAGGAGAUGAUAAGGGAGACAAUUCAUUUUGUGUUCCAUUUUAGAUUUUUUUUUUAUAAAUAAAAUAAAAUAUAAAAUGUUACACUGAAUCUUGAGAGGUGAAGGAGAAAUAAAACAUUGGCUGCAACAGAUUAAGAGAAUUUUCUUUUGGUAAAUAUGUCUCCAUAAAUUUAGCAGUACAGGAAAUUUUCUGUACUUCCAAAUGAAAUCUCAUAAGAAACUGCUUACCACUUUCACAAUGAUACGGAAGGAAAUAUUUUUGAUAACAUUAACUUGUUCCUUAAAUGUACUCACUUGUAUGGAUUUCUCUACCUGAGACUUAUUACCAUUUUUAAUUUCUCUUAGUAAUUAUUUUUUCUGUAUGAGAUGAUAUAUGUGUG